AUCCACGUUUAAGUUAUGUACGGUUCACUGUCAUUUGGUGGCUAUAGAUAAGAGAUAAUAAGCACCACCAUAACGUGUUACUUAGAUUUUUCAUUUGGUUUGAAAUUAUUAAAGUUUUUGGUACGAUUUUUUCCAAAUAUAUAUUCUGUUACUAGUAAUAGUAUUUAAUAUAUUUAUUUUUACUUUAAAUAAAUUUAUUAUGGAGGAAGCACCACCUAAAACUGCCAAACAACUAGAAAAAGAAGCAAAGAAGUUGGCUAAAUUAGAAAAAUUUAAACAAAAACAGGAUCAAAAGCAAAAUACAUCUAAAGAUGAAAAAAAAGAAAAAAAAAAAGAUCUAAUUAAGAAAGAAAAAGAGUUAAUAUUAUACAUGAAGAAUACUGAUCCCGGUAUGAAAAAAGAUAUUGAUUGUCCUAUGCCAGACUCAUAUAGUCCAAGAUAUGUUGAAGCUGCUUGGUAUAGUUGGUGGGAAAAAGAAGGAUUUUUUAAACCUGAAUAUGGGAGAAAAAAUUUGUCUGAAGAAGAUCCAAAAGGAAAAUUUAUUAUGAUCAUUCCUCCUCCAAAUGUUACUGGAUCGCUACAUUUAGGUCAUGCUCUUACUAAUGCAGUUCAAGAUGCAUUAAUUCGCUGGAAUCGAAUGAAAGGUAAAAUAACACUUUGGAAUCCGGGUUGUGAUCACGCUGGAAUUGCCACUCAGGUAGUUGUGGAAAAACAAUUGUGGCGUACAGAAAAAAAAACUAGACAUGAUUUGGGUCGUGAAAAAUUCAUAGAAAAAAUUUGGGAGUGGAAAAAAGAAAAAGGUGACCGUAUCUAUACUCAAUUGAAAUUAUUAGGUUCCUCUUUUGAUUGGGAUCGUGCUUGUUUUACAAUGGACCCUAAAUUAUGUCGUUCUGUUACUGAAGCAUUUAUUCGCUUACAUGAAGAUGGUGAUAUAUAUAGAUGUAAUAGACUAGUUAAUUGGUCAUGUGCUCUAAAGAGUGCUAUAUCUGACAUAGAGGUGGAUAAAAUUGAAUUACCUGGACGUACAUUCCUCUCUAUACCAGGGUAUUUAGAUAAAGUAGAGUUUGGUGUACUUGUUUCAUUUGCAUACAAAAUUGUUGGAGAAGAUGAAACAAUAGUAGUAGCUACUACCAGGAUUGAAACUAUGUUAGGAGAUACAGCUAUUGCUAUUCAUCCUUCUGACUCUAGGUAUUUUCAUUUACAUGGAAAAUUUGUUCAACAUCCAUUUUCUGAUCGCCAAUUACCAAUAAUUUGUGAUAAUUUUGUUGAUUCAGAAUUUGGCACUGGAGCUGUAAAAAUUACUCCAGCUCAUGAUCCUAAUGAUUAUGAAGUUGGAAAACGCCUCAAUUUACCAUUUAUAACAAUAUUUAAUGAUGAAGGAUUAAUUAUUGGUGAUUGCACACAAUUUAAUGGAAUGAAACGAUUUGAAGCAAGAAAAGCUGUUUUAGAAGCUCUGAAACAAAAAAAUCUGUAUCGAGAAACUAUUGAUAAUCCUAUGGUUGUACCGAUGUGUAGUCGUUCUAAAGAUAUUGUAGAACCACUCAUCAAACCACAGUGGUAUAUAAGAUGUGAUCAAAUGGCUAAACAUGCGUCUGAUGUUGUUAAAAGUGGUGAGCUAAAAAUUAUACCAACACAGCAUAACAAAACAUGGUUUUAUUGGAUGGAUAAUAUUCGUGAUUGGUGUAUAUCAAGACAACUUUGGUGGGGUCAUCGUAUACCUGCUUAUUUUAUUACAAUAAUAAAUGAACAACAAAAAUUAAAAGAUGAAAAUGAAUACUGGAUAAGUGCUCAUAAUGAAGAAGAAGCGUUAAAUAAAGCAAUAAAGAAGUUUAAUGUGCCAAAAGAAAAUAUUACUUUGAAACAAGAUGAAGAUGUAUUGGAUACAUGGUUUUCAUCAGGAUUGUUUCCAUUUUCAAUUUUUGGAUGGCCUGAUAAAACAAAAGACUUGGAAGUUUUUUUCCCGGGUACUUUGCUUGAAACGGGUUAUGAUAUUCUAUUUUUCUGGGUUGCUAGAAUGGUCUUUUUAUCUCAACGUUUACUAAAAUGUUUACCAUUUAAGACAAUUUUUUUACACUCAAUAGUACGUGAUGCUCAUGGUCGUAAAAUGAGUAAAUCUUUGGGUAACGUUGUUGACCCAAUAGAUGUUAUUAUGGGUAUAUCACUUGAUGAUCUUAACAAACAACUUUUAAAUAGCAAUCUUGAUCCAAAAGAAAUUGACAAAGCUAAAGCUGGCCAGAAACAAGAUUACCCAAAUGGAAUCCCUGAAUGUGGAACAGAUGCAUUAAGAUUUGCAUUAUGUUCUUACAUGUCGCACGGACAUGAUAUAAAUUUAAAUAUUUUACGUGUGCAAGGCUAUCGAUUUUUCUGCAAUAAACUCUGGAAUGCUAUAAAAUUUGCACUUAUGUAUUUUAAAGAAGGAUUUAAACCUACACCUUUAUCCAAAGAUGAACAAUUAAAUAGUAUGGAUAUAUGGAUUUUGAGUCGUUUAUCUCUGGCUGUUGAAUUAUGCAACACAGCUUUUGAGAAUUAUGAACUCAGUAAUGCUACAACAGCAUGUUAUAAUUUUUGGUUGUAUGAUUUAUGUGAUAUCUAUUUGGAAUGCCUUAAGCCUGUAUUUGCAUCAAAUGAUCAAGAUAAAAUCAAAGUAGUUCAAAAUGUUUUAUUCAAAUGUUUGGAUACUGGUUUAGUUUUACUAUCCCCUUUUAUGCCUUUCAUAACUGAAGAACUUUAUCAAAGAUUACCAUAUUCAGAAAAUAUGAAAUAUCCUAGUAUAACUAUUGCUCAAUAUCCAGAGAUAGAAAAUUAUCAAUGGCGAAAUUUAAGCGCAGAAGCCGAGGUUGAAUUUAUUCAAUUAAUUGUACAUAGCAUUCGAUCUGCUUUAUCAGAUUAUAAUGUUCCAAAAAGUUCAAAAACUGAGACUUAUAUUAAAUGCAACAAUGAAAAUUCUUUAGUUAUUGUUAAUAAGUAUAAGUCAGUCAUUGCUUCAUUUGCAAAUUGUAGUAAGGUUGAAACAAAUGUUACCAAUAUACCUACUGGAUGUGCAAUUCUAUCUAUAUCUAAUAAAUGUCAAGUUCAUAUUUUAUUGAAGGGUUUAAUUGAAAUUUCUAAAGAAAUAGAAAAAUUAAAAAAGAAAAGUGAUCAGUUGCAUCAAACUAUUGAAAAAUUAAUUAAAGCAAUGAAUGUUGUUGAUUAUGAAACAAAAGUUCCAGAAGAUGUGAUUAAAUCUAACCAAGAAAAAUUAAAGCAGUCAAAAGAUGAAAUUGAUAGGCUCACUGAAGCUAUUGAAGUGCUAAAGCUUAUGGAUUUAUGAUUAAUAUGUAUUAAUAUAAAAAAGUUAUUAAUUAGAAAUUAAUAAAUUUAGUUAAUUAAAUUGUAUAAA
Molecule: messenger RNA, 3379 nt
Organism: Daktulosphaira vitifoliae (grape phylloxera)
Lineage: Eukaryota; Metazoa; Arthropoda; Insecta; Hemiptera; Phylloxeridae
Gene: ValRS
Product: valine--tRNA ligase
Exons: 17
Coding region: 200-3310 (1036 amino acids)
Biological process (GO): valyl-tRNA aminoacylation
Cellular component (GO): cytosol; cytoplasm
Molecular function (GO): ATP binding; aminoacyl-tRNA deacylase activity; valine-tRNA ligase activity
Source: RefSeq, a predicted model, not a curated record